This is a messenger RNA of Adelges cooleyi (spruce gall adelgid), 2043 nucleotides long. RefSeq names its product stress-induced-phosphoprotein 1 (gene Stip1). The coding region runs from base 185 to 1813 and encodes 542 amino acids. The record is from RefSeq and is a predicted model, not a curated record. Gene Ontology annotation, molecular function: Hsp90 protein binding. The transcript has 11 exons. Lineage: Eukaryota; Metazoa; Arthropoda; Insecta; Hemiptera; Adelgidae.
CAUUAUUGCUGUUCGUAUUUCCCAAACUUGUUAAUAGUCGUCACUUUACACCUAACUCCUAAGUACUCGCGUGUUUCAAAAAAGUAUUUAGCAAGCUAUUGUAUUUUCAUUUCAAUUAUAUUAUAAUAUACUUGUUUUUUUUUGUUGAUUUCUAUUCGUAUUAUAAAUUGUAGUUUUUUAAAUUAUGGCAUUGGAUUUAAAAGAAAAAGGUAAUGCCGCGUUGUCAGCGGGCGAUUAUUUAUCGGCAGUUGAACACUACACUAAAGCUAUAGAUCUCGAUCCCAAAAACCACGUACUUUACAGUAACAGAUCGGCUGCUUAUGCCAAACAAGGAAAUUAUCAAAAGGCUUUAGAGGACGCUGAAACAACUGUAUCUAUUAAACCAGACUGGCCUAAAGGUUAUUCAAGAAAAGGAACAGCGUUGGCAUUUUUGAGACGUAAUGACGAAGCCACAAAGGCGUACGAAGAUGGUCUUAAAUAUGAUCCUAAUAACCAACAAUUACUAGAUGGCUUGAAAGAAGUCCGGCAACAAGCACAACCUUCGUUCGGAGGAUCAAACAACAUGUUUCCACCCGAAGCAUUCUUGAAAUUAGCUCAGGAUCCGAGGACGAGGGAUUUAAUCAACGAUAAACAAUUUAUGAGCUUACUAAUGGAAUGUCAAAGUGAUCCUCAAAAAUUACUGACAAGUAUGCAAGACCCGAGAAUGUCGGCUGCAUUAAGUGUUAUGAUGGGAAUAAAUUUGUCGGCAGACGAUGACAAAAUGGAAACUGAACCAUCUCCUCCACCAAAACCAAAAAGGGAGCCAACACCUCCACCACCUGAAAAAUCCGAAGACGACAGUUUAACAGAAGAACAAAAAGAGGCCAAGAAAGAAAAAGAUCUUGGUAAUGAGGAUUACAAAAAGAAAAAUUUUGCAGAAGCUUUAGCUCAUUACAACAAAGCCAUCGAAUUGGAACCGACCAAUAUGACAUUUUAUAACAAUGUUGCGGCCGUGUAUUUUGAACAGAAAGAGUAUAAAAAGUGUAUAGAACAGUGUGAAAAAGCGGUCGAGGUCGGUCGUGAAAAUAGAGCGGAUUUCAAAUUGAUCGCAAAAGCUUUCUCAAGAAUUGGAAAUGCUUAUAAAAAAUUAGAAGAUUACAAAAGCGCUAAAACAUAUUUUGAAAAAUCAAUGUCUGAACACAGAACUCCGGAAGUGAAAAAUAUAAUAUCUGAGUUGGAAAAAAAAAUUAAAGAAGAGGAAAGAAAAGCGUAUGUUGAUCCGGUUAAAGCUGAAGAAGCUAAGGAAAAAGGAAACGAUUUAUUCAAUAAAGGUCAAUUCGCGGAGGCUAUGAAAGCAUAUUCUGAAGCUAUUAUGAGAAAUCCCGAUGAGCCAAAGUACUAUAGUAAUCGAGCCGCCUGCUAUACGAAAUUAGCAGCAUUUGAUCUCGGCCUUAAAGACUGUGAAAAAUGUGUUGAACUUGAUCCUAAAUUUGUGAAAGGAUGGAUUAGGAAGGGUAAAAUUUUGCAGGGUAUGAAACAAUCAUCCAGAGCUUUGACAGCCUAUCAAAAAGCUCUUGAAAUCGACUCUUCCAAUGCUGAAGCCUUGGAAGGAUACAGAUCAUGUUCGAUAGCUGCGAAUUCAGAUCCCGAAGAAAUGCGAAAACGUGCUAUGGCCGAUCCCGAGGUACAAGACAUUAUUAGAGAUCCUGCGAUGCGACUCAUACUUGAACAAAUGCAAAACGACCCUAAAGCCUUAAGCGAUCACUUGAAAAAUCCAGAGAUUGCCAGUAAAAUUCAAAAACUGAUUGAAUCUGGACUCAUUGCCAUUCGUUAAAAGUUGAAGUUUUUAAACAACAUCCUUGUACAAACUUUGAGAGUUUAUUGCUCCACUUGCGAUGCUUUUUUCUAAAUUAUAAAUAUAUUUUUUUUUUUGCAAUGUCUAGAAUUUAAUUUUUAUGAUAUUUAGGUGUAUGUACCGUAUAAUUUAAUACAAAUUAAAAACUAUACAACUUAUAUAUUAUAUAAAAAAAAAAGAAUAAAGGCAUUUUUUUUAUGUAUUUACUA